This is a messenger RNA of Leptonychotes weddellii (Weddell seal), 5451 nucleotides long. Lineage: Eukaryota; Metazoa; Chordata; Mammalia; Carnivora; Phocidae. The record is from RefSeq and is a predicted model, not a curated record.
UUUCUAGAAGUACUUCAAAGUAAUGUAUCAUUUGUGUUUUUUAAAAAAUAAGGGAAAUUGGCUUUUGUAUGGGGUAGUGAGAAAGCCUCAGGCAGCAGUGCUGGGUUCUCCUCAUUCUGCCGCAGCCCGAUGGUGUGGCCUGGGCCAUGGGACCUCUCAGCCUCUGUGGCGGUGGUUCCAUCUGCAAAUCGAAAGAGCUGUACUAGGGUCUUAAAGCCCCUUUAGCUCUGAAGUUCUGUGUGUUUGCACUUUCUUAUCCUGAAACUCUUUUAGUCUGAUUUAUAAUAAAGCGUAAUUCCAUAAUGAGGUGAUGCCAUGGACAUCCCUAUUCUCGUUCCAUUACCAGCAAAAUGUAACCUGUUAUACCCUUACUUGCAAAGGUCCUUAUAAAUUACAAGCAUCCCUCACUAUCCAAAUCAUUCAGUUCCCAAAUUCAGCUAAUUAAAAUUCAGACGGUGAAGGAUAGCUCUGUAUUGGUAAAUGUAAUUUCUCAGUUUUCGUUGCUGUUGUAAAGGCAGACAUUUCAUGAUGGGCAAUACUUUGAUAUUUGAGUAUCAGUCUCUGAAGAACCUUGACCGUUGACUUUAAAUUAACAACAAAAGACAAAGCUGUUGUGGACAAAGCUUAACUUAGAUACUUUUUCUUAAGCUUUCCUCAUAACAGAAGAGAGAACUUCCUGGUAGUUUACUCACAGUUAAUGUGCUGUUACCAAAACAUGUCAUUUGAGCAGAUUGUUGAGGUGUACCUAAAUGCCAACAUAACAAGGUGCAGAAUGAAUCUUACUGGUAACUGAAAGGAGAGAACGUUGGGAUUAUUCUCUGAGCUAUCUGAAGAGAGCGACUCAAUGCACCUGGGUCAGGCGGUCUGUGGGCAUGAAGUGGUUGGGAGAAUCCAAGAACAUGGUGGUGAAUGGCAGGAGGAGUGGAGGCAAGUUGUCUAAUGACCAUCAGCAGAGUCCAUCAAAAUUGCAGCACACGGGGAAGGAGGCCACGAAGGCUGGCAAACACGCAGUUGAGAGGAGGUCAAGCAGAUGUAAUGGUAAUUCGGGAUUUGAAGGACAGAGUCGAUAUGUACCAUCUUCUGGAAUGUCUGCCAAGGAACUCUGUGAGAAUGAUGAUCUGGCGACCAGUUUGGUUCUUGAUCCCUAUUUAGGUUUUCAAACACACAAAAUGAAUACUAGCGCCUUUCCUUCGAGGAGCUCAAGGCAUUUUUCAAAAUCUGACAGUUUUCCUCACAACAACCCUGUGAGAUUUCGGCCUAUUAAGGGAAGGCAAGAAGAACUAAAGGAAGUCAUUGAACGUUUUAAGAAAGAUGAACACUUGGAGAAAGCCUUCAAAUGUUUGACUUCAGGCGAAUGGGCACGGCAUUAUUUUCUCAACAAGAACAAAAUGCAGGAGAAAUUAUUCAAGGAACAUGUAUUUAUUUACUUGCGAAUGUUUGCAACUGACAGUGGAUUUGAAAUACUGCCUUGUAAUAGAUACUCAUCCGAACAAAAUGGAGCCAAAAUCGUUGCAACAAAAGAGUGGAAACGAAAUGACAAAAUAGAAUUACUGGUGGGUUGUAUUGCCGAACUUUCAGAAAUUGAGGAGAACAUGCUACUUAGACACGGAGAAAACGACUUCAGUGUCAUGUAUUCCACAAGGAAAAACUGUGCUCAGCUCUGGCUCGGCCCCGCCGCCUUUAUAAACCAUGAUUGCAGACCUAACUGCAAGUUUGUGUCGACUGGUCGAGAUACGGCGUGUGUGAAGGCCCUGAGAGACAUUGAACCUGGAGAAGAGAUUUCUUGUUAUUACGGAGACGGGUUUUUUGGAGAAAAUAAUGAGUUCUGCGAGUGUUACACUUGCGAAAGGUAGAGUAUUGAGUAAGGUGGUUGUGGCAUGAGCUGAGGUCACUUCCUCCUCAUUUGCACGCAGGGGUCGUCCUCUGUGUUCCGUAGCCUUGCACCCGGCGCGGCGUGAGUCAGCAGCCAAAGAUGAAGAGCUCUUUAGGGACCUUGGCACCUCAGCCUUUAAAAUCUUACUACCAGCUUAUUGUUUUCUGAGUUGGUCAGAAUACCAAUGUGCCUAAAGAGAGAAUGGGAACUAACGCACAUGUGUGUGUGUGCGCGCGCACGCACACACACACACGCACACACACGCACACACAGUGCCAGAGUGGGGUUGCCCAAAAAAUGGCAACGGACAUUCACCACAGAUAAUCAUGUAAAAACCCUGAAGUUGUCUUGGGUAUUAACAAGCUGUGGCUUCUGGAAUUUUUAUGGGUUUUGUUUGUUUUAAUUUUUUUAUUCGAGUGUAGUGGACACACCACAAUAUGCUAGUUUCAGGUGUACAACAUAGUGAUUCGGCCUCUCUGUAUGUUAUGCUAUGCUCACCAAGGAAUUUUUCUGUUUUGAUGUCCAUACUUUUCGUAAUUCCUAAGUUCUGUCUCUUCCUUAAUAAGUACCUCUUGUGUCCCGUCAGGAUUCUGGAGUCCUUGUAGAAAUCCCCCAGAUCGGACUUAGCGGGACUUCUGGUUUCCACUCACUCGCUGCACUGGUUUCUGCAUAGAAGAGCUCCCAGAGGCGGCCUCACGAGCUUGUCUCGCUGGCGCUGCGGGAAGGCUUCUGUCACGAAGCAGUGCACGUUGGCAUAGGGCCAUACAGCAGAGCAAACCUGUGUUUGUGGAGUCUGUUUUCCUUACCUUGUGCUGUGCUGGGCGCUUCACUAACCCUGACUCACUCAGUCCCCGCGGCCAUCCUGUGAGAGAGAGUACCAGUGAUAAGUCCACAUUGCAAGGACAGACACGGAAGUGUCUGAACCCGGGGCAGCCGAACUCCAGCGCCCUCGUUCUGCCCACUUCAUACUACUUUUGCAAAUAUGAGCAGGGCUGUCCGGUAGUGCUCCUUCUCCCUCUGAAAACACCCAGCCUGUAGCCAGCCAGCCUCGGGGGAGGGAGUGAAUGCCCCAGAGGCCCCGCUCCCCUUCUUUCCAGGUAGCUGGCAGUAUUAUCCCAUGUCACGAGAGAGCAGAAGCACGGAGUCAUGGUACUACUCCAGCCGCUUCUCUCCCAUCAUCGGGGUCCUUGCCAUAAGGAAUGGCAGAAAACCUAUUUCUGGUCGUGCUGAAUAUUUGUCCCCCUCCCUUUUUGGGGGUGGUGGUGUAAAACGUUUAUCAUUUUCUACAUAAAAAAUGGUUUGAAUGUUGGUUAAAUCUUAGAACAGCCCACAAAAAGACCUUUAAUCCAUGAAGUAGUUUAAUUAUACUUGAAUAAUGCUUCAAAAAUCAUUUUCUAGGGAAAGCAUAUAGUGUAGCACUUAAGUGCCUAAGAUCUGGAACUUGCAUGAGUUGAAAUCCUGUGACUGCACUUCAUUAUUACCUACGUGAUCUUGGGCGACUUGGCUGCUUUUUGUGCCUUAAUUACCCCAUCUAUAAAGUGGAAAUAACACUAGAAGCGGUCUCACAGGGUCACUAUGAGGAUUAAAUUUAUUAUUUCCUGUGAAGCACAUAGAACAGUGCACAGUUAAUACUCAGAUGUUAGCUAUCAGGUUAUUUUGUGGUUUCUGGUUAUUUGCCCAUUAGAGUGUAAGCUCCAGAAAGGCAGAGAUUUUUUUUAUCCUUUCACUUACUACUACUAUAUCCCCAGCAUCCAGAACAGCGCCUGGCACUAGUAGGUUCUUCAUAAGUAUUUGGUCACUGAACGAAUGCAUGAACAAACGAACGGGGCAAACAGGAUGCUAAAUAAGCUUUCAGAGGCUGUCCUGAGAAAUGCAGCCACAUAUUCAGGAUUCCGGGCCAAGCCUAAAACAGCUCUUUUACCAGUCUGGAAUUGCAUAUAUCAGCCUGUUUCUCAGACACAUUAGUUCUCUGUGAGCCUCAGUUUCUCACUGGUCAGAUGGGGGUGAUCCUGUCUCCUCCACAGGGUUAGUGUGAGGAAUGGAUAGAUACACAAGCAGAUCCAUUUUUAAUGGAAAGGCUUACUCCAAACAGCAGCCCCGGCUCUUUUCAGACUAUUUGAGCACUUUGAUUUAAAGGUUGAUUGCAAAUAUUCUUGAAAGUCUUAGGAACAUCUAAGAGGGUAAGACUAGUCAAAGGUACUCAUUCAGUUAUUCAUCAGCUAUUAAUUGAAUAACUGACUUAGUUAGGUCUAGUACAUGCCGAGUAAACAAGACUAGCACAAUGCCAGAUGUGAGAGCAGUGCAGGGACAUGCACACAUGCGCUCUGCCAGGGCUGCAGGAUGAGAAGAGGUGGCCCCGUGAAGAAAUCAGUGAACAGAAGGUUUACAAAGGCACUGAGAUCGUGGAUGAAGCAUCCAGGAUGCAUUUGAUGCACGUUUCUGACUAUAACCGUCCUGACAAUCACUAUCGUGUAUGUAGUGUGUUCGUAAGUAAGUGCUGCGGAUCUUACUGUAGAAAAUGUGAGGAAUAAAGUCUAAUGAAGGACCAAAAAAUAUGAAGGAUCAGAUUAUUUUUAAGUUUAUAUAGAAAUAUGUCUGAUGAUAGCCAAGAAAAAAUUUCUCAAGUAUAGUUAGAGGAGAUUUGCAUUAACAGAUACCAAAAGUAACUAGGAAGCAGUUGCGAUCAACAUUUGAUGCUAUUAGCCCUGAAUUGGACAAACAGAAAAAAGGACACGAACAGAGGCCUGAAACAGCGGCGAGUGUGUGUGAGAUCUGAUAUCACAUACAGGGAAAUGAUGAUUUGUCUAAUGAAUGAUGUUAGUAUCAUUCAUUGUGCAUCUGGAAGAAAACCAAGCUAAGUUCAAGAUGGGUUAAAGAUUGAAAUUUUAAAAUACAAUGCAAAAUUGUUAGAAAAAUAUUAGUAGAAUAUCUGUCUAACCUUGGGGGGGUAGAGAUGUUUUGAAAGAAGUAAGGUAAAAAACAGUGAAUACGAGAAUGUUUGAAAAGUCAAAAGUAAAAUCAAAGACAACUGAUGAACCAAAGGGAAAAUGGUACGCAUGUGGCAGAGUUAAUAAUCCAAAUAACAAAAAGCUCCUAGAAGCUCAUAAGGAAAAGACAGACUCCAGAAGAGAAAGGUAAGGAGGAUGCCGCACAGAAAAUCAUGGCCAUAAACAAGGCAGUUAAAACAGUAAGCAGGUAUUUGUUGUCGCUAAUCAAAUUGGCAAAAUAUAAGAGUUAUACUCUAUAGUGCUGGUGAGGAUGUGGAGAAAUGGGCACUCAUACGUUGUUAGUCGGGCCAUGAAUUGUCUGGCAGUCAUUCAAAAUAAGUGCACCCUAUUACCCGGCAGUCAGUCUCAUAUGGGAGAAUCUCUCCUGUGGAAAUACGAGCAAUCGUUAGUAAGGAUUUGGUUUCAAGAGCAGUAUUACCAGCAGUGUUCCUGGUGGCAAACAAAAACAAAAAUAAAAAUCCCUGCAAGUUUCACUAACCACCAGUGAGGAAUGAUUGAAUGCAUCAGGGAAUGUUUUGUUUGUUUGUUUUUGUUUUUUUAAGAUUUUAUUUAUUUGCGAGAGAGACAAUG